UAAACGUAGUAACUAGUUCUUAAUCUGUGGGAAAGAACAUAAAAUGAGAGUCUCCUCCCGUCAAGCGCGGCUAAUAAAGGUACCAAAAGGGUGGGAGCACGGAGGGAGACAGCCCUCAUGCGCUGUAAUGAAGCAAACAAUGACAAGGUGGAGUGGCUGAUGCUGGUCGCUGAAGGCAACCAUAAGCCAAACCUGUGGAGCCAAGCAUGAGUGACCCUGCUGCAAGCAAGGGCAGAAGGGUUGAUCUUUCCGCAGCAUGGGAGAAAAAUGAGCAGUUCCGAGGAGGUCUCAUGGAUAGAUUGGUUUUGCAACCUUCGCGGAAAUGAAUUCUUUUGCAAGGUGGAUGAGGACUAUAUAAGUGAUAAAUUUAACCUGACAGGCCUCAGUGAGCAAGUACCUCUAUACACAAAGGCUGUGGACAUGAUAUUAGAUUUAGAACCUGAUGACGAUGUAGAAGAUAAUGCAGGUUAUUCGGGGCAACUUGAGCAAGCUGCGGAAUUGCUAUAUGGAUUAAUACAUGCCAGAUAUAUAUUAACUAACAGAGGGGUCAGUCAAAUGUUGCAGAAGUAUCAGUCAGGUGACUUUGGUAACUGUAUAAGAGUGUACUGUGAAUCACAGCCUAUGCUACCUAUAGGUCUCUCGGAUUUGCCCGGUGAAGCGAUGGUGAAGCUCUACUGUCCGCGCUGCAUGGACGUGUACUCGCCGAUCGCGUCGCGUCACCACCACACGGACGGCGCCUACUUCGGCACCGGCUUCCCGCACAUGGUCUUCAUGGUGCACCCGGACUGCAGGCCGCAGCGGCCCACCUCCCAGUUCGUGCCCAGAUUAUACGGUUUCAAGAUCCACUCCCUCGCGUACCAGAUCCAACUGGCGGCGGCAAGCAAGAGGUCCUCGCUCCGUAAGCACAACAAUGGUAAACGUUAGAAACGCAACGAGCCGCGAGGCCGCGCCUACGAACGAGCCUUCUAGAAUUUACUGGUUAUCGUAAAAUAAUUAAAUUCAAAAAAAGAAUUCGAAUUCAUUUUUGAAAUGAGAAUGUGGGGAAUGUGAAAAUGUGAUUGGAUUAACAAUUAUUGUAACAAUUAUCAAGAUGUCGUAUAAAAUAACAUGGAUCGAGUUAAAUUGUUUUCCAAAUGUAUCGAUAAAUAACAAUAUCAACCUUUGGUAAAAGGCAUCGUUACAAUAAGUCCAACGAUAUGUUGCCUCAAUUAAUUAUUUAUCAUUUUUUUUUUGUAUAGAUUUAGAACCGAUAGAUUGUAAUAUUCGUUGUUAAGAUAUUAUUAAAUAAAUAAAUAUGGGUGAAGCA
Zerene cesonia (dogface butterfly) is the source of this 1306-nucleotide messenger RNA. Its product is annotated as casein kinase II subunit beta-like. The record is from RefSeq and is a predicted model, not a curated record. NCBI's taxonomy places the organism in Eukaryota, Metazoa, Arthropoda, Insecta, Lepidoptera, Pieridae. Bases 268 to 924 code for a protein of 218 amino acids. Gene Ontology annotation, cellular component: protein kinase CK2 complex; cytoplasm. The transcript has 8 exons. Gene Ontology annotation, molecular function: protein kinase regulator activity.